Serinus canaria (Common canary) is the source of this 1792-nucleotide messenger RNA. RefSeq names its product protein disulfide isomerase family A member 6 (gene PDIA6). NCBI's taxonomy places the organism in Eukaryota, Metazoa, Chordata, Aves, Passeriformes, Fringillidae. The record is from RefSeq and is a predicted model, not a curated record. Gene Ontology annotation, molecular function: protein disulfide isomerase activity; protein-disulfide reductase activity. Gene Ontology annotation, biological process: response to endoplasmic reticulum stress. The transcript has 13 exons. Bases 47 to 1387 code for a protein of 446 amino acids. Gene Ontology annotation, cellular component: endoplasmic reticulum lumen.
CGCAGGCCGUGGCGGCGGCGGCGGUGGCCGAGGGAGCGGGGCAGCCAUGGGGGUGCGCGGCGCGGGCCGGCUGUGGUGGGGCACGGUGAGCUGCACUUUGUUUCUGGCAGUUAACGGUUUAUAUUCGGCCAGUGAUGAUGUGAUAGAGCUCACACCAGCUAACUUCAACAAGGAGGUCAUUCAGAGCGAGAGCCUGUGGCUCGUGGAGUUCUAUGCCCCGUGGUGUGGUCACUGUCAGAGGCUAACUCCUGAGUGGAAGAAAGCAGCAACAGCUUUAAAAGGUGUAGUGAAAGUGGGUGCAGUAGAUGCAGAUAAACAUCAGUCCUUGGGUGGACAGUAUGGAGUCAGAGGGUUUCCAACUAUCAAGAUAUUUGGAGCCAACAAAAACAAAGCAGAGGAUUAUCAGGGUGGCAGGACAAGCGACGCUAUUGUUGAUGCUGCUCUGAGUGCUCUUCGGUCCCUGGUGAAAGAACGUCUUAGUGGCAGAAGUGGAGGAUAUAGUUCUGGAAAACAGAGCCGGGAGAGCGGAGGUGGAGAUAAGAAGGAUGUGAUUGAGCUGACUGAUGACAGCUUUGAUAAGAAUGUCAUAAAUAGCGAUGAUGUGUGGAUGGUGGAGUUUUAUGCCCCAUGGUGUGGGCACUGCAAAAACCUGGAGCCAGAAUGGGCAGCUGCUGCCACUGAGGUGAAGGAACAAACAAAAGGAAAAGUAAAGCUGGCUGCAGUAGAUGCAACAGUCAAUCAGAUGCUGGCAGGCCGAUAUGGGAUUCGUGGAUUUCCCACCAUUAAAAUCUUCCAGAAAGGAGAAGACCCUGUUGAUUAUGAUGGUGGGAGAACUAGAUCUGAUAUCAUUGCUCGUGCUCUGGAUCUGUUUUCUGAUAAUGCACCACCACCUGAGCUCCUGGAGAUAAUUAGUGAGGAUGUUCUGAAGAGUACCUGUGAUGCUCAUCAGCUCUGCAUCAUUUCUGUCCUGCCUCAUAUUCUUGAUACAGGAGCGUCAGGGAGAAAUUCUUACCUGGAUGUCAUGUUAAAAAUGGCUGAGAAAUACAAAAAGAAAAUGUGGGGGUGGCUGUGGACAGAAGCAGGUGCUCAGUCAGAUCUUGAGAGCUCUCUGGGGAUUGGAGGCUUUGGGUAUCCAGCAAUGGCGGCUAUUAAUGCUCGGAAGAUGAAAUUUGCCCUUCUGAAAGGAUCAUUCAGUGAGCAAGGGAUUAAUGAGUUUCUCAGGGAACUCUCCGUUGGUCGUGGUUCUACAGCACCAGUGGGUGGUGGAGCUUUCCCCAAAAUUCAUUCAGUUGAACCUUGGGAUGGCAAAGAUGGUGAGCUUCCAGUUGAAGAUGACAUUGAUCUCAGUGAUGUGGAUCUGGAUGACUUGGGUAAAGAUGAGCUGUGAGAUCUUCAGGAAACUUCUUUUCUUGGGAGAGCCUGUGCAGCAGUUUGCAGCCUGGAUCACAAUCAGACAGAUAUUUCAGUGGCCUUUUUCUGGAGAAGUAGCACAUGACACACUGUGCUAUUGGAUGCACUGCAGCAGUGGACUGUACGCAUCUCAAGAAAACAUUGCAGAAAUUCUAUGAAUUGUCAUAACCAGUAAACUUGAUUGUAUUCUGUGUAACAAAUAUUUUGAGGACAACAUGGAUAUUUCUUUGGAACAUCUUGGGUUUUAUUUUGUUGAUAAUGUGCUGUUUGAGUGUUACUGGAGGCUGUUAGUGUAACCAAUUUUAACUGUAAUUUUUUUCAUGGAGGUGGAACCUGCUCAGCUUCUGUUUCAAUUAAAGAAUAAAAUAUUUUUUGACACACA